Macrosteles quadrilineatus (aster leafhopper) is the source of this 2787-nucleotide messenger RNA. Its product is annotated as zinc finger protein OZF-like. Lineage: Eukaryota; Metazoa; Arthropoda; Insecta; Hemiptera; Cicadellidae. The transcript is spliced from 6 exons. The record is from RefSeq and is a predicted model, not a curated record. Gene Ontology annotation, biological process: negative regulation of transcription by RNA polymerase II; regulation of immune system process; regulation of cytokine production. Gene Ontology annotation, molecular function: RNA polymerase II cis-regulatory region sequence-specific DNA binding; DNA-binding transcription factor activity, RNA polymerase II-specific. Bases 206 to 1804 code for a protein of 532 amino acids. Gene Ontology annotation, cellular component: nucleus.
UUCAGUUUCAGUCAGUUCAGUUCAGUAUGCGAUCGGUCCGUCCGCGUCCUCCGUAGUGUUGCUUUUUACGGGUUGUCUUUUGAAAUUCAUCGUCUGCGUCUCUUGUCUGGCUGAGACUGACUGUUUAGUUCGUUGUUCUGUUCUUCACCCUAUUCGUGGUUUGUUUUGUCAUUUCUCCUCCGUGUUUUAACUAGCCUAUUCAGCUAUGGAGGUGGAGGAGAAAUUCUCAGAUUCGAUUCAGUUUGUUUUAGUGCCAAAAAGAGAACCUACUGAUGAAGAAUGUGUCAAAAACGCUAAGAACAGUUUGCCUCCACAGGAAGAACCCACCAACAAUGAAGAUCACAGGGAACCUACUACAGAGAAAGUCAAGGAAGAAAAUCAACAUAAAUCUCAAGAUUUUAACGUCUUGGUGGAUGGUCUUCUGAAAGACAGUGCAAAGCCUAACGGUGAUGUGAAAGUCAAAUCUGAGCAGGACACAGAGGAACCUGAAGAAAAUAAUCAAAACUCAGUAGAACCUCGGGAUGCUGAGCCCAAUACAUCCAAUGCUGAGCCUAAUCCAUCCGAUGCUGAGCCUAAUCCAUCUGAUGCUGAGCCUAAUCCAUCUGACGCUGAGGCUCCAUCCGACAAUGAGAUUUCUACUCAAGAGACUGUUGAAUCUGAAAGUGACAGUAGCGAGAGUCAUUCUCCAAAGAGAAAAAGAAGAAAUACCACAAGUAAGACCUCGACAGUAGUAGCAGCCACAUCAAAUGAGAUCCAAACACUAUCUUCAGAUUCAGACUCAGAAGAGGAUGAAGAUACCUCUGCUCCAAUACCUGGAGAAGUAUGCACAGGAAUUCAAGACGGUAUUUUGUGUCAAUGUGAAAGAUGUAAAAUGUGUGUGAAGAGAAUUGAACAUUCUAAUGAUAAAGAUGACACAAGUAAAGACAGCCAUAAACCAUUUGCUUGUAACAUUUGUAAUCUAAGAUUUUUUUUAAAGUGCAGGUUGGAAAAACAUUUAAAGGUUCACAAAGGACUUAAGUUAUUUCCAUGUGAUAUCUGCAAUAAAGCAUUUACACAAAAAGGUAGCCUCCAAGGUCAUAUGGAAACACAACAUUCAGCAAACAAACCGAAAAGAGCGCAUAAAAAAGACAUUUGUAAUAUUUGUAAGAAAGCAAUUUCUGUUCAACACCUUAAAAACCAUAUUGAAACAGUCCAUUUUCGUAAAAUUGAAAGUCUUCUAUUUAGAUGUAAAGAUUGUGGAAAGGGUUUUAAUCAGAAAAAAAACCUUAAAAGACAUACGGAUUCAGUCCAUUCAAGAGAAGAUCAAUACAAAUGUGCUGAAUGUCAUAAAGUUUUUAAUCACAAAGACCGACUUAAACAACACAUUCAAACAUCACAUCAACAAAGAGAAGAAUACAUAUGUGCACUAUGUGAUCGUACUUAUUAUCUUAAAAGUAGUUUAAUUGUACAUAUAAAUAAACACUAUGGAACAACUGUAUGCUGUGAAAUUUGUGGUAAAGCAUUUAAAAAUGAAUUAAAACUGAAAACACACAUGAUUGUACACAAUGAUGAUCAUAAGUUUUCCUGCCCAAUUUGUGGAAAAUUGUUUAAACGAUUAUGUAAUUUGCAGCAGCAUGAGAAUACACAUAAAGAUAGCAGACCUCAUGUCUGUAAUAUAUGUGGUCAAACGUUCAAACUAAGAACCCAUGUCAAACAACACAUGGCUGUCCAUGGAAUCACCAGGAAUCACAAGUGUGUUGUCUGUGAGAAGACUUUUGCCAGGAAAACCCAACUGACCACUCAUCUGUCAACUCAUGGAUUGUGAUGUAAGGUUCAUAUAUUUUCAGAUGUUAAAAUAUCUCACAAUAUAAUCUCCACAAUGUAAUUGUAAUUUGCAUAUUUGAUAAUUUUGUCAGUAGCACACUCUUUGACUUGUUCAUUCAGCUUUGUUUUUUUUUUUUUAUUUAUUAGAAAACCUGCACAAUAUAGAUGAAAAAUACUCCCAUGGAUGAAGUAGAUAUCCUGAUCUAGUAGAUUUCUCAUCCUUAAGGAACAGCUAAUUUUAUUGUUAGUUCUGGGUGCACUGUAGAGAUUGUUUUUGUUUACAAUUUCUUUCUUGUUAUUUCAGUUAUUUAAAACCUAGAUAAACCAAAUAAAACGAUCUAAUCAUAAAAUAUAAAUCAUCCCUUGAACAUAUAACCAAAAACAGUAGUACAAAUUAUGAAAUUAUACUAAAAUAAUACUGUAGAACCUCGCUAAUUCAAAUAUCAGAAGAAAGACAAUAUUUUUGGACUUUGGGAAGUUUGAGACGUGGAAAGUUUGAUUUAUAGAGGUCAGAUAAAUAAAAUUUGAAUUAUGGAGGGCCCAGUUUUAAGUGUAGAGAGUUUGAGAGAACAGAGACUAAUGAACACAUCGUGGGAACAUCAAUAAGAUUGUCAGUUCAUGUUUCAACAUGCACAUUUUUUAGGCUUACGGUAAUGCAACUCGUAUUGUAGAGGUUGACUUAAAAUUUUGGAGGUAACAGUUUGAUUUAUGGCAACAAAAUUCAAAUGGUAGAGGCUCGAGUACGUGCAAAUUCAAAUUGUAGAUGAAGCUGCAUUAAGCGUAAAAAUCACUUUGAAUUAUUGGUAUAUUAUAUUUUUAAUUUUAGAGGAUUUCUGAGGGGAAAGGACAAACAUUUCUAAUUUUGGAGGUUUUUGAAUUAUCGAGGUUCAUAUUAGUAAGAUUCUACUGUAGAAACAAAACUUUGUCAACACCAGCGAUCAGUGUCACCGGACAUGACGUAAACUAGAAACAAAAAAGAGCAUC